This is a messenger RNA of Beta vulgaris subsp. vulgaris (sugar beet), 2898 nucleotides long. RefSeq lists its product as uncharacterized. The transcript has a single exon. Lineage: Eukaryota; Viridiplantae; Streptophyta; Magnoliopsida; Caryophyllales; Amaranthaceae. The record is from RefSeq and is a predicted model, not a curated record. Bases 1 to 2898 code for a protein of 965 amino acids. Gene Ontology annotation, molecular function: RNA-DNA hybrid ribonuclease activity; nucleic acid binding.
AUGGCACCUAACCUGGCUCAUGAGGAAGCCAUUGAUCUAGUAUUUCGGGAAAUGAAUCUACCACACCUUUCGACAGUCCAACAACAGCAACUUCUGCUUCCUUUUUCCGAGGCAGAGAUUCAAGCGGCAAUGUUUGGGAUUGGAAAUGCCAAAUCACCUGGGUUAGAUGGUUCUACAGCUGAAUUUUUUAAAACUCAUUGGGACCUACUAGGGUUACCUGUGGUCCAAGCUGUUAAUCGCUUCCUUACCACGGGGUUUAUUCUUCACGAAUGGAACCAAACGCUUAUUGUCUUAUUACCAAAAACUUCGAAUCCUGAAGAGGUCGCUCAAUUUCGGCCGAUUAGCCUAUGCAACACGAUCUAUAAAUGUGUGUCCAAAUGUUUAGUGAAUCGGCUAAGACCGCUGCUCCCUGAUCUAAUCAGUGAAUAUCAAAGUGCCUUCAUACCGGGUCGUCAUAUGGAAGACAAUGUCUUGAUCAGUCACGAAAUGACUCAUGUUCUAAAUAAACAUAGGCGUGGCAAUGUGCAUCUUGCUGCCCUCAAAAUUGAUAUGAAUAAAGCUUAUGAUCGUGUUAACUGGAUAUUUCUUUUAAAGGUUUUACAGGCAUACGGGUUUCCUGCUCAUUGGAUAACAUUGAUUCAUCAAUGUAUUUCCACCGUCACCUAUCACAUUCUUAUCAAUGGCCAAGUGUCUGAGGCGUUCACUCCCACAUGUGGGCUCCGGCAGGGUGAUCCCAUUUCUCCUUAUUUGUUUCUGUUCUGUAUGGAUAUCCUGUCCCGCAUGUUAUCACUUGCUACGGAUAUUCGGCACUUUGACGGGUUUAAAGCACACAGGUAUGCACCUUCUAUAUCUCAUCUUUUUUUCGCUGACGAUGCUGUUCUGUUCUUCAAAGCCUCAGUUAAUUCUUGUACUGAGAUCUCCAAGCUCUUGGCACGGUUUUGCAAUAUAUCGGGGCAAAUGAUUAGUCUGCGUAAAUCCUAUGUAAAAUUUAGCCCAAACAUACCCGAUACCAUGGUCGAUACCUAUAAAGGCAUUCUCCAAUUGGAUGCUCAACUUUCUUUGGGCACAUAUCUUGGGACACCAGUAGACAUUCAAGGGAAAAAGUCUCUCCAUUUCCAUUAUCUACUGGAUAAAAUAUCUCAACGAAUUACCGCCUGGAGUCACUCUCCCAUAUCUCAAGCUGGGAAGAUAAUACUUAUCAAUUCUGUCCUUAUUGCUUCAAUUGCUCACAUUUUAUCAGUCUUUUUGCUGCCUACAACAAUUGCUCACAAGGUAGAUGCCAUGAUAGCCAGGUUUUUCUGGACUAAUCAUUCAGGUAAAGGAAUAACAUGGAGACGGCAGGAGAUAUUGCAUAUGCCCAAAGGAGCGGGGGGUCUCGGAUUGCGUAGUAUCACGGUUCAUAAUCGAGCGUUAUUGAUUAAAAAGGUCUGGCGUAUUCAUCAAAACUCUGACCUCCUCAUCAGCAAGGUCUUUACUUCUCACUCCCUGGUUUCUUCGCCAAAAUUGUCUACUCUACGUCCUUUACGAGGUCAAAGUUCUUGGGGUGCACGGAGUCUAGGUCAAGCUGAAAAGGUUCUUCUUGCUAAUUAUGCGUGGAAAAUUGGGAGAAAUUCAUGCCUUCAGGCUGGUCAACACCGAUGGAUUAAUGGUAAGGUGCCGAUAUUCCGCGAUCAGAUCACACUUCGUACUGCGGCUACUGUAACUAUUGGUUCUCUAAUAUUACCUCAUCAACAAGGAUGGAAUGUUCCCCGAUUAUGUUCUCUCUUCACUCCUACAACGGUUAGUGCUAUUCGAGGAUUAGAGUUGCCCCGGCUUCAUAAUCCAUCCGACAUGCCUUUCUGGCCUCUUACAACAUCUGGUACAUAUACAACUAAAUCUGGUUACUAUCUUUUAUCUCGACAAACUGAUAUCUGUAGCAUGACACCCCCUCUGGUUUCGAAAGUAUUUCGCAUACUAUGGGGUUUGCGCAUCAUGCCUAAAUGGAAAAUUUUCUUAUGGAAGCUGUGGCACAACAGUUUAGCAACGGUUGCUAAUCUUUCGUAUCGAGGCAUGUCUGUUUCGGAUGACUGUCCAAGUUGUAAUUUGGAACCUGAGACUUGCCAACAUCUCUUCAGAUUGUGUCCAUUGGCUAUUUCGGCUUGGAGAACAAGUCAAUUGAGUAUCAUUUCCAAUUCAGUUACUUAUGUCUCCUUCAAAGACUGGCUUAUUGCAUGGAUACUAUACCUUUACUGUAUGGAUGGCUACUCUGGCGACCGUUUACCUAUUUUUGUUGCCACGCUAUGGGCCAUCUGGCAAAGCCAGAAUAAUUUGGUUUUCAAUGGUAUAAUCCCUGAUGGUAAAAUCUUACACUCCAUUAUGCAACAAGGAAUGCAACAACAUGUAACCUUUCUUACCAAACCUUUGGCCUGUCAUAGGGCUCUGGCAGAAGGUCCGGGUCCUCCAGGGUUCCUAAUGGCGCAUUUUGGAUCUUCUUUUUCUGGGGUUCCCCAACUACAUAUUCAAGUAGAUGGUUCUUGGGCCAAGCAAUCACCGUUAGCGGGUAUUGCUUGGGUGGCUCAGAUUGGUACUAAUCAUACUCACCAAGGGAAGGGCAUUUGCAUACUUGCUGACUCUGCAUUACUCGCUGAAGCUAUGGCCUGUCUCGAGGCCUUGGUUUGGGCAAAUGGCCAGGGAUAUCAACGAGUUGCAGUUCAUACUGAUUCUGAGAUUGUUGUCCAAAGCUUACGUAAUCCACGAAUACAACCGACAACGAUUGCCUGGACACUCAACGAUGUUCGUUCAAUUGGCGAGCAAUUUCACUGGUGUCGAAUAACAAAGGUCAAUCGUUCGCAGGUUCAGAUAGCACAUGAUUUGGCUACUCGGGCCAGAAAGGGACAACUACCAAUUGUCCACCUGUAA